Messenger RNA from Jaculus jaculus (lesser Egyptian jerboa), 2903 nucleotides. It is a transcript of the gene Arc, whose product is annotated as activity regulated cytoskeleton associated protein. The record is from RefSeq and is a predicted model, not a curated record. The transcript has 3 exons. Lineage: Eukaryota; Metazoa; Chordata; Mammalia; Rodentia; Dipodidae. Gene Ontology annotation, biological process: positive regulation of AMPA receptor activity; modulation of chemical synaptic transmission. The coding region runs from base 139 to 1329 and encodes 396 amino acids. Gene Ontology annotation, molecular function: mRNA binding.
CCUCGGGCCUGGCCGGCUUCGCGGGGCACCUGCCACAUUUCCCGGCGCUGCGCACCACCGCGAGCCCGCCUCACCGGAUCCGCAGCCUGUCUGUCUGCCUGUCUGUCCGUCCCGAAGAGCCGCGGCCACUGCGCGCAGAUGGAGCUGGACCAUAUGACCACCGGUGGCCUCCACGCCUAUCCCGCGCCCCGGGGCGGCCCGGCCGCCAAGCCCAACGUGAUCCUGCAGAUCGGUAAGUGCCGGGCCGAGAUGCUGGAGCACGUGCGGAGGACCCACCGGCACCUGCUCACCGAGGUGUCCAAGCAGGUGGAGCGGGAGCUGAAGGGGCUGCACAGGUCGGUGGGCAAGCUGGAGAACAACUUGGACGGCUACGUGCCCACCGGAGACUCCCAGCGCUGGAAGAAGUCCAUCAAGGCCUGUCUGAGCCGCUGCCAGGAGACCAUCGCCAACCUGGAGCGCUGGGUCAAGCGCGAGAUGCAUGUGUGGCGCGAAGUCUUCUACCGCCUAGAGAGGUGGGCCGACCGCCUGGAGUCCAUGGGCGGCAAGUACCCCGUGAGCAACGAUCCGAGCCGCCACACCGUCUCCGUGGGCGUGGGGGGACCCGAGAGCUACGGCCAGGAGGCUGAUGGCUACGACUACACGGUGAGCCCCUAUGCCAUCACCCCGCCACCUGCUGCUGGGGAGCUGCCAGGACAGGAGCCAGCAGAGGGCCAGCAGUACCAGCCGUGGGGAUCGGGUGAGGACGGGCAGCCAAGCCCGGGUGUGGACACACAGAUCUUUGAGGACCCCCGGGAGUUCCUGAGCCACCUGGAAGAGUACCUGCGGCAGGUGGGCGGCUCUGAAGAGUACUGGCUCUCCCAGAUUCAGAACCACAUGAAUGGGCCAGCCAAGAAGUGGUGGGAGUUCAAGCAGGGCUCUGUGAAGAACUGGGUGGAGUUCAAGAAGGAGUUUUUGCAGUACAGCGAGGGCACCCUCUCCCGAGAGGCCAUCCAGCGUGAGUUGGACCUGCCACAAAAGCACGGCGAGCCACUGGACCAGUUCCUCUGGCGCAAGAGAGACCUAUACCAGACAUUGUACGUGGACGCGGAUGAGGAGGAGAUCAUUCAGUACGUGGUGGGCACCCUGCAGCCCAAACUCAAGCGCUUCCUGCGUCACCCACUGCCCAAGACCCUGGAGCAGCUUAUUCAGAGGGGCAUGGAGGUGCAGGAUGGCCUGGAGCAGGCAUCGGAGCCAGCUAGCACCCCAAUGCCUGCUGAAGAUGAGACUGAAGCCCUCACCCCUGCCCUCACCAGUGAGUCUGUGGCCAGUGACCGGACCCAGCCUGAAUAGAGGGCAGCCUGGGACCCCAGCCUGCCUGUCACACACAGCCUGUGGCCUCUGCCAACCAGGACUCGAGCUAGGGCUGGCUCCCACAGUGGGGUGCCCUGUCUAGCUAGAGACAUACUCACCCCUGGCCUGGCUUGCAGACACCUGCCACAGACGUGCUUCAUGCCCCAAACAGCCAAGGAAUUGCCCCUCUCCUGCAGGGUGCCCACCUGCUCCCCUCCUUCAUUUGUUUUCCCUCACCCUGGCCCCACCUGGCCAGCAGCCUCACUCUCACACUCAGGCCAUCACAGAAUACUCCCAGCUUCCUUACUGGGCCCCAACACUGGGGCCGCUCGGACACUCAGGAAACUAAGUGUCUGGAAGACAGAGAACCAAACAGAAAGAAAUGUUAUCAUGUGAGGCACCUCAGAGCAGAAGACACAACAGAACCAGUGCCAAGGGAACCUCGACUUCCGGGGAUCCCGCCUGCUCCUACAGAUGCAGUGGAAUCAGCUGGCACCCUCGCAGCCUCCCAAGGCAGCUGGCAUCAUUCUCGGGCAGCACGGCUCCCUUACAGGGUUGAGCUGGAGCUGUGAAAGCAGCUGCUGCAGACCUGGCCUCCAGGCGCUCCUGGCCCGCAGAGUGCAGUGAUUCACGCGCGCUUCAUGAAGAACAGAGCUCAGCCCCAUGACUCAGCCACAGCAAGUGGAGGGUCCCAGAGGGGCAGAGUCUGCUCAGCUGGCUGAGGCAGCAGCCGCUACCUUCGGAGCCAGGAGAAUGACAUCAGGUCUCAGCUGCCCGGAAAUCUUUGCUGUCACGCCUGGUCCCUGCACCAUCCUCUCCUCUCUCAAAGCUGCCUGCCCGGGAGAAAUCCUAAGACAGCCAAGAGGCUACAGAGAGGAGAUGCCUGGCAGAGAGCAGCACCCCAGCUCAGCCAGAGAGCUGGUGGUGAAGACAGGCCAGCAUGUGAGCCAGGGUCUGCCACUGUGCCCGCCCUGUUGGCCACCAGCUGCCCCGCAGUGAGCCACGUCAGCUGGAGCAGGGUCCCCACCUCUGGCCCUCUAAGUAGGGAGCCCUGUUCGCUGUGUGGCUACCAGCACCUGCUGGAACCUGAGGAGCCUUGAGGCUGGGCGUCUUAGCUCAGCCCCUGCCCUGCCUGGUAGGCCAAACCUGGCCCCAGGAGACCCUCAGGCAUUUGCUUCUGGGCUGUUCCAGGCACUGCCUUGCCCCUGCCCUGUUGUGCCAAGCUCGAGUCGAUUGUGUUGGAAGCCACUAUGGUUGGGUUCUUCUGUCUGCCUUGCCCACUGGAUACUAGGACCAGAUCUGUUGAUAACCCAUCCAAUGGAGUCCCACUCUGUGCCCCUGCCAGCCCCCAUAGAUUUAUUUUUGCAUACAAGCCAUAGCCCAUAUCCAUUGGCUGGCACAGGCUACAGGAAGGCCCUGGGGUUGGAACAGACCCUGGGAACCUCAAGAGCGUGUUACCAAGUCACUCACCUGGCCCUGGUCAGGCCUCGAUUACCCAGUCAGGUCAUGUACCCAUGUCACCUUAACUUAUGGGCUUUUUAUAAGACUUUAUUAAUAAAACAUUGUAACUUCUU